This is a messenger RNA of Camelina sativa (false flax), 1612 nucleotides long. RefSeq names its product auxin-responsive protein IAA9. The record is from RefSeq and is a predicted model, not a curated record. NCBI's taxonomy places the organism in Eukaryota, Viridiplantae, Streptophyta, Magnoliopsida, Brassicales, Brassicaceae. Gene Ontology annotation, biological process: regulation of DNA-templated transcription. Gene Ontology annotation, cellular component: nucleus.
CUCUCUCUCGGCUACGAGUUUUCUGGGUGAUGAAUAAUUAAAUUAAGCUUCUCUGCUUUAAUGGAAGAAGGACCUCCUUGACACACCCACACACACACACACACACACACCUCUCUCUCUCUCUCUCUCUCUCUCUCUCUCUUUGCUAUUCCUCUUCUACAGUUUGCAAAAUUAUUCUCUUCCUCUUCUGAGAUUCGUUACUUUCGAUCGUCUUCUUCUUCUUCUUCCUCAUAAGCUUUCCAUUUUCAUCUACGAUUUGUCUUCUCUUGAGGUAAAGCAGCAGCUUUGCUUUGCAGUUUCAAGGUAAGUAUUUAUCCAAUGUCUCCGGAAGAGGAGCUACAGAGCAAUGUCUCUGUAGCUAGUUCUUCACCUACUAGCAAUUGCAUCUCCAGAGGAACCACUGUAGCAUUAAAAGAGCAUAACUACUUGGGUCUCUCUGAUUGUUCUUCUUCUGUUGGAAGCUCCACUCUCUCCGCGGGUCUUACCGAAGAUGACAAAGCUAGUAUCAGCCUCAAGGCUACUGAGCUUACACUUGGCCUUCCUGGAUCACAGGCGAGAGACACAGAUCUUAACUUGAUGAAGAACUCAGUAAAGCUAGAUGAGAAGCCGUUCUUUCCUUUGCUUCCUUCUAAAGAUGAGAUUUGUUCGUCUUCACAGAAAAACAAUGCCUCAGGAAACAAGAGAGGCUUCUCUGACACCAUGGAUCAGUUUGCUGAAGCUAAAAGUUCAGUUUAUACUGAGAAGAACUGGAUGUUCCCUGAAGCUGCAGCGACCAAGUCUGUUACAAAGAAGGAUGUGCCUCAAAGCAUACCGAAAGGACAGUCAAGCACUACGAACAACAGCUCUAGUCCACCUGCAGCUAAGGCACAAAUUGUUGGUUGGCCUCCUGUGAGAUCCUACAGGAAGAACACAUUGGCCACCACUUGUAAGAACAGUGAUGAAGUUGAUGGGAGGCCAGGUUCUGGAGCCCUUUUCGUGAAGGUUAGUAUGGAUGGUGCUCCUUAUCUGAGGAAAGUUGACCUGAGGAGCUACACUAACUACGGGGAGCUUUCUUCAGCUUUAGAGAAAAUGUUCACCACUUUCACUCUUGGUCAAUGUGGAUCUAAUGGAGCUGCUGGCAAGGAUAUGCUUAGUGAGACCAAGCUAAAGGAUCUUUUGAAUGGAAAAGACUAUGUGCUCACUUAUGAGGACAAGGAUGGAGAUUGGAUGCUUGUUGGAGAUGUUCCAUGGGAGAUGUUCAUUGAUGUCUGCAAGAAGCUGAAGAUAAUGAAAGGCUGUGAUGCCAUUGGGUUAGCUGCAGCUCCGAGAGCAGUGGAGAAAUCGAAGAUGAGAGCUUAAAGAUGGAACAUGAUAAUGACCAAGCUUUCUAAUUAUAUAUACAAAAUAUGUGCGAUCUUUUGGCGGUGUUUCUUUUUAAAUUUGGAAACAUCGAUAUCAAUUUAGUAGUUUCUGAGAUUUAAGAAAAAAAAAAAGUAAGUAGGACUACGUUUGUAAGGAAAAAUGAAGAAGAAUUAAAAAUGAUCUUAUUUUGUUUGUUGAUUUAGUCGAACCAGUAAACUGGUCGUUGCUUCGUUAAUGUUUUUUGGUUUGUUUUGGAUGUGUGUUUCACUUU